UCGGAAUGUCUCGAACGGACGCGGGUUCAGAUACAAGCAUCGCUGCUGGAGCAUCUCAAGAUCCCCGAGAAUCGAUUUACCUGGUUGCGUGGGCCUCCGGGUACUGGGAAGACAGCGAUUUGUAUGAGCGUUGCGUCCACCCUCAACAGCGAGGCUGUCCUGGCGGCGUCGUUCUUCUGGAUAAGAACCAAGCAGGAACGGGCCUCG
Cantharellus anzutake is the source of this 207-nucleotide messenger RNA. RefSeq lists its product as uncharacterized. Gene Ontology annotation, molecular function: ATP hydrolysis activity; ATP binding. The annotation marks the transcript as partial. Lineage: Eukaryota; Fungi; Basidiomycota; Agaricomycetes; Cantharellales; Hydnaceae. The record is from RefSeq and is a predicted model, not a curated record. The transcript has a single exon.